AACGCUCGUUCCUUUUCAAGAGAUGUUCUGAAUUUCCCUCCGACUUAACUGACCGGAAAAACUCGCGGAAAAGUUCUCAAAUAUGUGAUGAUGACAAUAGAACACUGAUUUUUUCAGCGGAGAGAAAAAUUUUUUGCAGAUGGGCCUACUCAAUGAUACCUCUGAAGUCAAUCCCUGGCUGAAUGAAACGAAUCUGUGGUUAUUCAUUGAAGAAGAAAGAGGAAGUCAGCAACAACCCUUGAACACAGCUGUCCCUCUGACAGUGAUCAAUGGCCUUAUAUUCAUAACAGGAAUCACCGGAAAUGUGGGUGUUUGCAUCGUCAUACGUAAAAAUUCGAUGUUGCAUACAGCCACUCAUUACUUUUUGUUCAAUUUGGCUGUGGCUGACCUAAUAUUGCUGAUUUUUGGCCUUCCUAAUGAUGUAGCGCUGUAUUGGCAUCAAUAUCCUUGGAUACUCGGAGUUUUCUUCUGCAAAUUGAGGGGGCUUAUAUCGGAAAUGGCUUCCUACGUAUCAGUUAUGACCAUAGUUGUAUUUUCGACAGAAAGAUACUUGGCAAUAUGUCAUCCUCUUCAAAUGCAGACCCUCGCAGGACUUCCAAGAGCUGUCAAAACCAUUGUUUGCCUUUGGCUCAUUGGCCUUCUUACAGCUCUCCCAUUUUAUUUCUUGAUGGAUGUGCACUACCUUACCUAUCCGAAAAAUUCUACCGACGCUAUCGUUAUAAAAGAAUCUGCAGUAUGCGGCAUGAGGAAUCAGCCAAAAAACUUCCCUCUCAUAGAAUUAAGUUUUGCGUUCUUCUUCAUUCUGCCCCUCAUAAUAAUUUUCAUACAAUACAUCAAGAUGUCGUCCAGCAUUGCACAGAGUGAAAAACCUCUAGAUGGAAUGGGAGGCUCAGUCAAUGAGGAUAGACUUCGGAGGAGGGCCCAGUCCAACAAAUCGAUUGUUAGGAUGUUACUUGCAGUUGUCCUUGGCUUUUUCUGUUGUUGGGCACCAUUUCAUGCCCAGCGCCUUGUUAUAAUCCACGCCUCUGACUGGGAAUACAUUGAUGAAUUCAACGUUUGGAUGUUUUUCGCUACCGGAAUAUUCUACUACUUCUCGUCCACCUUGAACCCUAUUCUUUACAACGUGAUGUCAAGGAAAAUGAGGAAAGCCUUCAAAUACACCUUCAGAUCAAUGUUUUCCAAGCAAUCCGAGCAGCGAAUAUUAAGGAACUCAGACUUGUCGAGCACUACAUUCCAUGGCAGAAACUCCAGAAGUUUCAGGGAGGAAACCCAAGUUAUUUUCGGAAAUGGAAGACUGUCAGUUAAGAGGAAAAAUAACAUUGAGAAUGACGUGAGGAACGGUAAAAGAUACGACUUGAUUCAGAUGCAGAACGAAAGUAUUGUAUAAGAGCAAUAAAUGUAGAGCAAUUCGAUACAAUCUCGCUUCAGACAGUCAUAUACAUUUUCACUCCGGUGAAAAAUCACCCAAUAUUUGAAAAUGUCGAAGUUAGUACCGAACUGUGUUCUCGUGUCACUGGAAUGAACUUACAGAAAAAUAGUAUUGUAAAUACAGGUACAGUAGAAAUUGAUCUUUGUCGAAAUAUACAUAAAAUACAUGUGAUAUUGACUAGUGUAUAUAAGAUUCUUUUUUCAUACUUCAUGCUCAAAAUAGUGGUGUAAUAAGUUUGUGCUCUUUAAGCUCGAAUAUUUUUUGUACUGUUAAAUGAAUUCUUUUUGUAAUUAAACUUUUGCUUAGAAUAA
This is a messenger RNA of Coccinella septempunctata (seven-spotted ladybird), 1740 nucleotides long. RefSeq names its product neuropeptides capa receptor-like (gene CAPAr). Gene Ontology annotation, cellular component: plasma membrane. Gene Ontology annotation, biological process: neuropeptide signaling pathway. Gene Ontology annotation, molecular function: neuropeptide receptor activity. NCBI's taxonomy places the organism in Eukaryota, Metazoa, Arthropoda, Insecta, Coleoptera, Coccinellidae. The transcript is spliced from 6 exons. The coding region runs from base 140 to 1387 and encodes 415 amino acids. The record is from RefSeq and is a predicted model, not a curated record.